GUCAAAAUUCGCGUUGUAAGGAGAAGUGUAUGAAAAUAAAGAAAAUUCUCACGUUUUCCCUAAUUCUCUUGAAUUCUAAAUCAUUAAGAAUAAUUUCUAAACUCCUUAAGUUAUAGAGUGUAAUAUAAAAAAUGUCGAAAAGGUUACAGAGUACGGAUCAGGCGAAAAAUGACGAAAUUAUUGAUGAACUAACAAAGAAUUUGGAAACAUCGUUAAAAACUGAGGAAUCUGUGGAUGAAUUUGUCAUAAGUCCUGGUACAAGUGCUGAGGACUUUCCUAAGGCGGCUGGAGACGCACCACAGACAAGCGACAUACCUCGAAUCUACCCAGAUCUAUCCGAAGACGAUGGAAUAGAAAAAGAUUUCGAAGAAAAUUCAACAGAAACCAAAGAGGACAGUGAUACGGACAUCGAUGAGGUGUCUCUGAAGGAUGCUGAGGUGGACCUCACCGAUGACCAGAAAGAGGAACGGAGAAUCAUUGCCGAGGAGCUGAAGAAAGCUGGCAAUGAUGCGUUUAAAGACGGUGACUUUGAACGGAGUAUUGAGAAGUAUACUGAAGGUCUCCGAACGUGUCCGCUCCAGUUCUCACAACAGCGUGCGAUACUCUACUGCAACCGCAGCGCUGCCAAGAUGAAGCUCAAGAAGUACAAGCAAGCCAUCAAGGAUUGCUCUAAAGCUAUUGAGUUGGACGAAAAUUAUGUUAAGGCUUAUAUACGGAGAGCGCAAUCAUACGAGGCGACAGAGAAACUAGACGAAUCAUUAGCGGACUACAAGAAAAUAUUGGAAUUCGACCCCUCACACAAGGAAGCUAAGCAAGCUACCAUCCGUUUACCACCUUUAAUAGAAGAAAAAAACGAAAAACUCAAAACUGAAAUGCUAGGCAAACUAAAAGACCUAGGAAACAUGAUUUUGAAACCUUUUGGGCUAUCUACGGAGAAUUUCCAGAUGGAACAAGAUCCAGUUUCAAAAGGAUACAAGAUUAAUUUCAAACAAUAGUUUCGUUUUAAGUGAAAUUUGUGAUAUAAACUUACUUAUCUAUAUUGUUUUAUUUAAUUAUAUAAAAUUUACUUGA
This is a messenger RNA of Spodoptera frugiperda (fall armyworm), 1071 nucleotides long. Its product is annotated as tetratricopeptide repeat protein 1-like. The record is from RefSeq and is a predicted model, not a curated record. Gene Ontology annotation, molecular function: protein binding. Lineage: Eukaryota; Metazoa; Arthropoda; Insecta; Lepidoptera; Noctuidae.